Molecule: messenger RNA, 1523 nt
Organism: Camellia sinensis
Lineage: Eukaryota; Viridiplantae; Streptophyta; Magnoliopsida; Ericales; Theaceae
Source: RefSeq, a predicted model, not a curated record
CAAUUGAGAAGUGUAGAAGGAGAGGAUCCGGACUCGAAUAUAACGGUGCUUGAAUCGUUGGUCACAUCUUCUUCGCACCCCUUCCUCCACUCUCCGCACGGUCGCGUCGUCGGCUCACAGUUGGCGGCGAACUCACCUGUUUUCGGAGACAUAUCUUCUCUAUUCGUACAGAAAAUGCAAACACUCCUAAUAGCAACUGAAGAAUCCCAUUUUCUUCUUCGACUCUUCAAAGGCAGCAUCCUAACCCUAGACUCCAUCAAGGACUGUAUCGCUCGGUCCUUUGCUGACAUUUUCUGUGGCAAAUCCAACAUUGAUUUUUUCGAUCAAAGGUGCAAUGGAGUACUGCCUUGUGCUCUUCAAGAUAUCAUUGAGACUGUUGGUGAUCAAUGCCAGCAACAGAAUGAAGAUUGGUUCUCACAAAGAAAGGAUUGCAAUGAUAAAAGAGAUUUGCAGGCAGUUUUCAAUGUAUUGGACACAAUGCUGAAAGAUAGUUUGGAGCGUUUAAAGACGAUGAGGGAAGGCAUAUCAUGGGCACACAUAGGCCUAUGCAGUCGCACUUUUGAAGGCAGUUACACUCAGCAUGUAGCCAUUAUUAGGGCUUUGUGUUUGGAAGGUAAGUUGGGAGCAUCCCUAUGGCUUAGGAAGAAGAUGAUUCGGAAUGGUGUAAUUCCAGAUGUGCUUACACACAAUUAUCUUCUUAAUGGACUUUGUAAAACUGGUGAAUUGGAGAAGGCAAAUUGGCUUGUUAGUGAGAUGUUAUAUUGUGGUCCUAGUCCCAACUGUGCUACCUAUAACACUUUAAUGAAGGGUUAUUGCCUAAUUAAUAAUGUGGACAGAGCUCUCGAUGUUUUCUCUACAAUGGCGAAUUCUGGUGUUACGCCAAAUAGAGUUUCCUGUAACAUUUUAGUACAUGCACUUUGCAAGAAAGGACUAUUGGAGGAUGCUAGGAAGCUUCUUAAAGAAAUAUUAGAUGAAAAUUUUGACAAGGGAAGAUCAAAUUUAAUCACUUCUACAAUACUCAUGGAUGGUCACUUCAAGAAUGGAGAUACGGUGCAGGCUCUUGCUUUUUGGGAUGAGAUGCUCCAAAGGGGUACCCAAAUGGAUGUUAUUUCCUAUAAUGUUAUUAUUUAUGGAUUUUGUUCGAGCCGAGACAUGACAGUUUCAUAUAGAUACUUAUCUGAAAUGUUUAAGAGUGGCCUUAUUCCCGAUGUUUUCACUUACAAUACACUUAUAAGUGCUCUUUGUAAGGAAGGAAGGAUUGAUGAGGCUUGUUAUAUCUACAGUGUUAUGUCAAGAAUGGGGGUGGCUCCUGAUCAUAUCUCAUACAAAAUGCUCAUUCAAGGCCUUUGUAUUCAGGGGCAUGUAAUUGAGGCUAAUGAGUUUCUUGUUUCCAUGUUAGAGAAUUCGAUUGUACCUGAGCCUAUCAUCUGGAAUUCUAUAAUUGAUGGCUAUGGUAGAAGUGGAGAUAUUCAAAAUGCUCUCUCCAUUAGAGAUCAAAUGGUGGCAUUUGGUGUCUUGCCCAA